Molecule: messenger RNA, 1622 nt
Organism: Perca flavescens (yellow perch)
Lineage: Eukaryota; Metazoa; Chordata; Actinopteri; Perciformes; Percidae
Product: arsenite methyltransferase
Exons: 10
Coding region: 166-1251 (361 amino acids)
Biological process (GO): arsonoacetate metabolic process; toxin metabolic process
Cellular component (GO): cytosol
Molecular function (GO): arsenite methyltransferase activity
Source: RefSeq, a predicted model, not a curated record
UGAUCAUAAAAAAGUUCUGAUAAUACAUAGAGACAGAGCAUGGAUGUAUAUUGUUGUUAAAAAACGGCUCUGUGAGAGGGCAGGUCUGACCCACAACUGACAUUUCUACUAGCACUGCAUAACUGUUUACAUAGUCUGGAGCCACUUUUUGUACUUUUGUACGCAAUGGCGACUUGUGACGACGUGCGGGAAAAUGUGAAGAAGUACUAUGGCAGUCGACUGGAGUCCUCUGGGGAUUUGCAAACAAGUGCUGCCUCCUGCAGUUUGUCUUGCCGCCCAGUGCCAACAAGUGUCACAGAUGCACUGAGCCAGGUUCACCCGGAGGUAACCAAAAGAUUCUUCGGCUGUGGCCUUCCCUUUCCAGCGAAGCUUGAGGGCUGCAGAGUCCUGGACCUCGGCAGCGGCUCUGGCAGAGACUGUUAUGCCUUCAGUAAACUCGUUGGACAGAGCGGACAUGUCACAGGGAUCGAUAUGACCGAGGAGCUAAUCACAGCGUCUCGUCAGUACAUCGAGUAUCAUCAAAAGAAGUUUGGCUAUGAGAAGCCCAACGUCACAUUUGUCCAGGGGUACAUGGAGAAGCUCAGUGAAGCUGGCAUACAGAGUGACUCAGUGGAUGUUGUGCUAUCCAACUGUGUAAUCUGUUUGUGUCCUGAUAAAAGGGCCGUUCUACAGCAAGCUUACAAUGUCCUAAAGGAGGGAGGUGAACUGUAUUUCAGUGAUAUGUACGCCAGCAAAGUUGUUCCUGAUCACAUGAAGGAAGAUACAGUCCUGUGGGGUGAAGGAAUGGGCGGUUCUCUGUUUUGGCAGGAUCUCAUUUCAUUGGCACACAGUGUAGGUUUCAGCACUCCACACCUUGUUUCAGCCAGCCAGAUUGAAAUCUACAACAGUGAGCUCAAAGCAAAAGCAGGUGACGUCAGCUAUGCUUCGGGCACUUAUCGGCUCUUUAAACUGCCCCAAAGUCAAGUUGUGUCUGAGGCAACAGUGACAUAUAAAGGAACUGUGGCAGAUUUCCUAGAUCAGCUGGACUUUGAUUCCUCCCACUGCUUCAAGAAAGAUGUGGCAGUGGAGGUAAAUGGAGAGAUGGCAGCAAUCCUCCAGAGAUCCCGUUUCUUGCCGGAUUUCAAAAUCCAGAUAUCAGAUAAACCAUGGUCCAGCUCAGAGUCAACACCACAGUACUGCCACCUCAACCCUUUUCUGCUGGCUGACAAACUGGGAUCCUCAGUGAGACAAUGCUCCAAAACAAGCAUAUAAAGAUGAAGCUGAAGACUAAGUAGAACCGUUGCAAUAAGAUUGUAACAUGUUUUUAGAGUUUAAUUAGAUGAAGUCCAAAACAUUAAAGACUAAUCAUUUGAUGUGCUAAUAGUCAUCUACCUAUUGUGAUAAUAAUAAUAAUAAUAAUAAUAAUAAUAAUAACAAUAGUUAAUAUCAUGGUUCACAGUUGUUUGACAAGAUAAUGCUGUCACAAUAAUAUGAUAGUAAGCAUCCAGAUAGUAAAAUAACAUUUUAUGUAAUUGUUGUAACUUUCUGUGUUUCAACCUACUUCAGUGAGUAAAUGGACAAGACAAAGGUUCUGUGUAAAAGUUCCAAUAAAAGCAUCUUGCCAGCAUUAAUGCUUAGCUGUA